Bubalus bubalis (water buffalo) is the source of this 3153-nucleotide messenger RNA. It is a transcript of the gene RBM41, whose product is annotated as RNA binding motif protein 41. Gene Ontology annotation, molecular function: U12 snRNA binding; pre-mRNA intronic binding. Gene Ontology annotation, biological process: mRNA splicing, via spliceosome. Lineage: Eukaryota; Metazoa; Chordata; Mammalia; Artiodactyla; Bovidae. The transcript is spliced from 8 exons. The record is from RefSeq and is a predicted model, not a curated record. Gene Ontology annotation, cellular component: U12-type spliceosomal complex. Bases 145 to 1536 code for a protein of 463 amino acids.
GGAAGGGCCGCCGCCGCUGCCGGUCCCCGUAGGGAUGCCCUCCUGGAACAGGCACCUAGGCAGCGGCGCUGGCCCCGGGACAGAUGCUGUAGCUCCUUUAUGUUUCAGACCGAACCACUCAGGUAAAAGGGUCUUGAUCGAUUGAUGAAACCAGUCUGUGCCGUAGAAACCCGGGCCAGAUCCUUCCUGUCCCGCCCGACCUCCUCUCCAUCCUCAGAAAUGGGCUCAAGGGUAAAUAGCUGUGUCAAGAGUGAUGAGCAUGUCCUGGAGGAGCUGGAAACAGAAGGGGAGAGGCAGCUGAAAAGCCUCCUUCAGCAUCAACUGGAUACCUCUGUCUCCAUUGAGGAAUGUGUAUCUAAGAAAGAGAGCUUUGCUCCUGGUACUAUGUAUAAGCCCUUUGGGAAGGAAGCAGCUGGGACUAUGACUUUGUCCCAGUUCCAGACACUGCAUGAGAAGGACCAGGAGACUGCUUCUCUCAGGGAACUGGGGCUUAAUGAAACAGAAAUCUUGAUUUGGAAGAGCCAUGUUUCAGGUGAAAAGAGAUCGAGACUUAGGGCAACCCCUGAAGCAAUACAGAACCGUCUUCAAGAUAUUGAGGAAAGGAUCUCAGAGCGUCAGCGCAUCCUUUGCCUGCCACAGAGAUUUGCAAAGAGCAAACAGCUGACCCGGCGAGAAAUGGAAAUAGAAAAUUCUUUAUUUCAGGGAGCUGAUCGUCACUCUUUCCUCAAGGCUCUUUAUUACCAAGCAUACCACAAAAAGACAAGUGCAGACAAGUACAUGACCUCAAUGAAGAGGAAGAUAAAAUUAGGCACAAAAGAUGAACCCCAAAAGAAGAACAAAGGUGAUCCCAUGAACAAGCUGGAAAGUUUUUACCAAGAGAUGAUAAUGAAAAAACGUCUUGAAGAGUUCCAACUAAUGAGAGGUGAACCCUUUGCUUCCCACUCACUGGUCUCAGCUACAUCAGUGGGAGAUAGUGGCACAGCUGAGAACCCGUCAUUACUCCAGGACAAGGGAAAACAGGCAGCACAGGGUAAAGGUCCCAGUCUCCAUGUGGCAAAAGUUAUUGAUAAUUCACCUGAGCAGUGUUGGACUGGGCCUAAGAAGCUGACGCAGCCAAUAGAAUUUGUCCCAGAAGAUGAGAUCCAGAGAAAUCGUUUGUCAGAGGAAGAGAUCCGAAAAAUUCCUAUGUUUUCUUCAUAUAAUCCAGGGGAGCCAAACAAGGUGUUAUACCUGAAGAACCUUAGCCCUCGGGUGACUGAAAGAGAUCUUGUCUCAUUAUUCGCUCGGUUCCAGGAAAAGAAAGGACCUCCAAUUCAAUUCCGAAUGAUGACUGGACGAAUGAGGGGACAGGCUUUUAUCACUUUUCCCAAUACAGAAAUAGCAUGGCAAGCAUUGCGUCUAGUAAAUGGAUAUAAGCUACGUGGGAAAAUAUUGGUGAUAGAAUUUGGAAAGAACAAAAAGCAACGGCCAGAUCUCCAGGCUGCUUCUCUAAUAUCAUCUACUACAGAUAAUACUACUGAAAUUAGUGGCAGUUAGAAGAUACAAAAACUGUGAGUCCCAGGAGGUCUUUUUACAUCAGAAUUUAGGAUCUAGGGUUUGUGUAUAGAUAGCAGUUUGUUUGGAAUUGAAGAAGAGAAACUGAGGGAGAGAAAGCAAAAUUAAGACAAUCCCUUUCAGCUUUUGGAAAGAAUUGGCAGAAUACAUUUUCUAUAAUCAAAGAUUAUCUAGGAUAGACAAUAUAAUGAGUAUAGAGGGUUGGUUAUAAAGAGUAUCAUUUUCUCAGGAUAAAUUACAGUAGAUUUCUUCCAAGGAUUUUUUAAAUCAUUGUAAUUUAUAUGAGGUCUUAUAUAUUUGUCCCUAGAGAUGACAUUCUUUCUAAGACUGCCUCCUAUAUAUAUAUAUAUAUAUAUAUCUCUCUAAAAAAACUAAGUAAAUGUUGAAAUAUUUAUAUCUAGAGCCCACUUGUCCCUAAUUUUAUUCACCUAGUAAAUAAGUGACCAGGGGCCUAAACAUCAGCAAAUGCUGUUGAAUUAGACCUUCAGCAGUAACAGUAGGUAGUUUUCAUAGGUUAGUCAGCAAAUAUUUAAUGCACACUCCCUAUUAAGUUAUCAGUAUCUUCAAAAAGCUGUUCAUUUUUUCUAAUGAAAGAAUUUAGAUCAAAAUAUUAAUGUUCUCACAAUUAUUUACACUAGCUACCAUUGAAUAAUGAUUGAAUUCAAAGCAAUAAGCACUGAAUCAUUGUCAGUACAUGUUAGGGAUUAAAUAUAUGAAUUUUAGAAGAGGAACAUACUAGCAAAGAAUACCAAAGGAGGGUAGAAAGAAAGAGCUUUCUAGAAGAGAGGCAGCCAGCCCCAAGUCCCCCAGUUGUUUGUUUAUAGUUGCUGGAGAAUAGAAAAAUGACAUGAUAUAGAGGAAGUAGUAUAAACUUUGGAAUCAGACUUGUUUGAACUCCACAGCCAUAUUUAACCACUCUGACUUUGGCAAGUCAUUAAAUCUGAGCCUCAAUUUUUUUCAUCUAUAAAAAUGAGGAUAGUAAUAUUACUUCAUUGGAUUGUGAUGAUUAAAUGUGAUCGUAUCCAGGAUGAAGAUCAGAAAGAAAAAAGAAUGAAAACAUAACAGAGUAUACAACCAUUAAGCACUCUAAUGUACUUAUAAUGGGAAUAUCAGAGAAAGAAAGGAGCAGAAAAAGAUAUUCCAAUAAAUAAUGGCUGUAAACACCCCAAAUGUGAUAAGAAACAUUAUCUACACAUCCAAGAGAUCUCAAUGAAUCCCAAGUAAAAUAAACAAGAAAUCCACAAACACACCACAGUAAGAAUGCUAAAACCCAAAGAUGAAACUUUUGAAAGCAAAAUGAGAUAGAUGAAGCAUCAUUUACAAGGAAACUUCAAUAACAGAUAACUUCUCAUCAGAAACAAAGGAGAUGGCAGUGGGAAAAUUUACUCAAAGUGUUGAAAUGAAAAAGAACUGUCAACAUAGAUUCCCUAUUCAGUAAAACUGUUUUUCAAGAAUGAAGAUGAAAUGAGGACACUCCCACACAGUCAAAAACUGGGAGAAAAUGUUGCUGUCAGACCUGACUAGAAGGAAAUAUCAAAAGAAGUUCUUCAGGUAGAAAGCAGGUGACCUCAGACAGUAAUUUGAAUCUACACAUACAAA